Phytophthora infestans T30-4 is the source of this 2205-nucleotide messenger RNA. RefSeq lists its product as uncharacterized. The transcript is spliced from 7 exons. The record is from RefSeq and is a predicted model, not a curated record. The coding region runs from base 1 to 2205 and encodes 734 amino acids. NCBI's taxonomy places the organism in Eukaryota, Oomycota, Peronosporomycetes, Peronosporales, Peronosporaceae.
AUGACGGAUCCGUGUUCCAUCUGCGAUCAACCCGUCCACCACCUGUGCUCGAACGACCUGUGCGACCCGAGUAACAUUGCUGUUCGCUUCUGCAGCUCCACGUGUGUCGCUGAAUGGAAAAGCAAGAACUUGAUGGUAACCAACGCUGCCGACGAUCGCAUCACCUUUGAGACUAUGGGGUGGUCGCCAGAUUCGUCUUGUCAAGAAUCCAGCCAGACUGCGUCCAGUGGUUCGACGGAGCCAUUCUUCUGCCAGAUCUCGGAUGCAACGCUUCCGCCUGACACCCCAGCCUGUGUGGACUCGUACGGGAUCCCUCUAGACAUACACCACUCCCGCCAACUCGGCAAGCGUGACAACGUAUGGGACGUGGCCCACGUACUCGCGGCACCGUACUCGAUCGGUAAUGACGACGACGCCGAGAGGUUCACCCACAUCUGCCUCAUUUGUGCGGCUAACGCAGCCAGUCAGCCCAACGCGGCUGGCAACGCGCGGGAAACCGUACUUCGCCGGUGGAGCCACACGUCCAACGUCAAGGACCACAUGGUUGCAAUGCAUGAAUCGCACCCCGUUGGCAUGGCUGAAGUGAAAAAGAGGACCAAACGUGCUCGUCGGCAGAUAGCCUCGGUGAUGAACGAUGUUAGUGGAUAUAUUUCGCAGCGUGUCACCGAGUCGCAAGAGCCGAUGGCGAAGCGAGGUGCUCUGCAAAAAUUGUGGAGCCCAACACAAAAGGAGCUCCAUGUGCACAUUCCACGUUGGUUGAUCAACGAUGGCCUACCGUACAACACAGUUGUGACCAAAGACUUCCGUAACCUCAUCCAACGAGUGACGGGCACGGCGAACGUUACCAUCCUCUCGUCGAAGACCUACGCCAGCAUGCUUGAGGCUUCUUUCCAGCGGUUUUGUGCGAUGAAAGGGAUUGUGGGCACCUCUGUGAGCUUCAUCAACCGAAACUGGGACUACUGCAACCUCGCGCUACUGGUAACCGUGCACAAUGGUUCGCAUGCGUCGUCCGAGUUCACGAUGUCCGACACGACUCCCAGCGCUCGCAAGGUCUCCAAGUUGUUCGAAGAUUCGAUUCCGACCGACUGCACCAUGCACGUUUUAAACUUGUGUCUAUUGUAUGGCAUGGGUAUGAGGGAGAACACGGAGCCGGUGUACGUGAUGGACUCCGCGACCAACAUGCAGAAGAAAGAGCGCCGAGUGUGCACUGUCGGUGGCCCGUUUCCCGAAGGCGCCCGACUGAUUAAAAAGGUGUGGAGCCUUAACAACUACUUCAACUCGCCGCAGCGUGUUGAACGGCUGACCAAGCUGCAAUUCUACAGUCUCCCCGAAUCAAGCCCAAUUGUGGACUGCGAUACUCGCGUGGCAUCCUCUGUGACCCUCUUUCAACGUACAAUCGUCGACUACUCCGCGUUCAGAGAUUACUUCAGGCACUGUGAAAAGUACGACGAUCCCCAAGUGUUCGACAACUUGUCGGAAGACGAGUGGGAGCUACUGGUUGAGAUGGAGGCCAUCACAGGGUCCUUGACCGACCUUGCCCGCAUUGAAGUACAGCGGAGCAACCAAGUGGAAUCGGAGCUGUUCGUGUUGCUGAAGGCAGCUUUUGAUCGGCUGAGCACUGACAAGUAUCAAAUCUACAAUAUUGACGCGGACUUGGACAUGCCACCGAAUCUGGACUUGGUGUCAUCUGUCCAUGACGAGCUCGUCAUGUGUGGUGCCCCCGUACCAACAGAGGCUCCUCCUGAAAACUCCAUGGCGAGCCUCCACGACCAAGCCGACAGAGUCCUGGACAAGUGGUACCAGUACACAGUGCAAUGGGUGCGUGUUGCCGUCCAGCAAGCACCGGACGAGAUGCUGUCAACGGAAGACUUCACCCGUCUGCUCCUUGUCCGCCACGAUGACAGUGUAUGCUGGAGACUGCAGGCUCUAGCGAAACACGUGGAUAUCUGUCGCUGGUACCGCGACGCAGGAUCGAAGCUAUUCCCGUCCAUUGCUGCGCUUGCCCGUGUUUGGCUUGGCCGAAGCCCCUCCAAUGCUUUCCAAGAGCGCGUCUUUUCUACCGGUGCUUUCGUCAUGAACUCGCUUCGCACCAGCACGGACAAUAUGCGAGCCGAAAUGCAGGUUCUCUUGAAGCAUAACCGUACUGAGAACCGUCGUAUGGAGAUGGAGAGCGUCGCCGUGUCUGAUUACACACAGUCAGCCUAG